AUGUCAAGGCGCCCUACCGACGUUGCGAAUAAGGAGCGCAACGAAUAUAUCCCAUCCUUCAUAUCAAAGAAGCCCUUCUACGUCGACGAUGAUUCCUCUCCUAACGAUUAUCUCGAACACCAACGUCUCCACAAAGAAAAAGAAGAACAGAAAUGGUAUGAUAGAGGGAAGCGCGUUGGCCCAGCGGCCACCAAGUACCGAAAAGGCGCUUGUGAAAACUGCGGCUCGAUGACACAUAAGACCAAAGAGUGCCUGAGCAGGCCGAGGAAGUAUGGCGCGAGAUGGACCGGCAAAGACAUCCAAGCAGACGAACAUAUACAAAAGGUAGAGCUGGGCUGGGAUGCAAAAAGAGACCGGUGGAAUGGCUACGAUGCAAAAGAAUAUCAGAGUGUUGUUGAGGAAUAUGAAGAACUGGAGGCACUGAAGAAAAAAGCCAAAGAUGAUGCUGUAUCAGAGCGAAAAGCAAUGGAGGGAGAUAAUGAUGGUGAAGACGGCGACGGUGACGGCACAGCAGAAGCUAGAUAUGCGGAAGAAUCAGAGAUGGGACGGCAACAGGGCAAAGGCACUCGAAAUCUACGAAUACGAGAAGACACAGCAAAGUAUCUACUUAACUUGGACCUCGACUCUGCGAAGUACGACCCGAAGACUCGAUCUAUGGUAGAUAUGGGUGCACAGUCAGAUCAAGCUGCCGCGCUGGUCGCGGAAGAGAACUUUAUGCGAGCUUCAGGUGACGCUCAAGAGUUUGAAAAGGCGCAAAGGUAUGCCUGGGAAACACAAGAGCGGGGCGACGCCAACAGACAACAUCUACAGGCCAACCCUACUUCCGGGGAGUACUACAGGAAAAAGCAUAAAGCUGAAAUGGACGCUAAAAAGGUUGCGGACAAGAAAGCUUUACUGGAAAAGUAUGGUGGCGGAGAACACCUGCAGGCCGGCCCGCUACGAGAUAUGGCGGUCAUUGAAAACGAAAGAUUUGUUGAAUACGAUGAAACGGGAGCAAUCAAGGGGGAACCCAAGCCCGCUGCUAAAUCAAAAUAUGCAGAGAAUGUUCUCAUAAACAACCAUACCACUGUCUGGGGCAGUUGGUGGUCCAAUUUCAACUGGGGCUAUGCCUGCUGCCAUUCCACUGUGAAGAACAGCUAUUGUACCGGGAAAGAGGGGAUAGAAGCGUUUGAGCAGGCUCAGAAUAUGCUCCAAAUAGAAGCGGGAGAUGACGACGGUAAUCAAGCUCCUCCAGAUGAUGCAGAAAAGGAGAAGAAUACGGAGGAGAGCCACAUUAAGCCUGUUACCAACUCACAAAAGAAACGCAGCCGCCAUGAGCUUGAACUGGGCGUCACAGAAGAGGAGCUUGAAGCGUACAAGAAAGCUCGAACCGCAGCAGCAGAUCCCAUGGCUGCUUUCCUCGGCAAGGAUGAACUACUCUCAUAA
Messenger RNA from Microsporum canis CBS 113480, 1425 nucleotides. RefSeq names its product pre-mRNA-splicing factor slu7. Gene Ontology annotation, biological process: mRNA splicing, via spliceosome. The coding region runs from base 1 to 1425 and encodes 474 amino acids. The transcript has a single exon. Lineage: Eukaryota; Fungi; Ascomycota; Eurotiomycetes; Onygenales; Arthrodermataceae. Gene Ontology annotation, cellular component: spliceosomal complex. Gene Ontology annotation, molecular function: pre-mRNA 3'-splice site binding. The record is from RefSeq and is a predicted model, not a curated record.